This is a messenger RNA of Cuscuta epithymum, 2167 nucleotides long. NCBI's taxonomy places the organism in Eukaryota, Viridiplantae, Streptophyta, Magnoliopsida, Solanales, Convolvulaceae. The record is from the annotation of a GenBank genome assembly.
GUAACGACUCUGCUCUUGUUUUUACGCCCAAAAAAGUUGGCCACCCGAAUCACAGCUGCCGGGUCGCCCAUCUUCCUCCGCGCUUCCACUUUUACCUCUGACCUUCAUCUGCUUCUUCUUCCUCUUUCUUAUAUGCACUUGAAUUAAGAAUGACGAAGAGCGAAGAAAUGAACAGCGAUCAGCAAAUGCAGCACUCUAGCACCGAACUGCCGCCGUCUCCGGCGGAGACUCUAAACGAAAUCAGCCUCCUCCUCUCGCAGCUUUUAGCUUCCUCUCUCUCCAUCAAGUCCUUCACCUCUCGCUGGCAGGUUCUCCGGUCCAAGCUUUCCACCAUCAAGUGCCUUAUCUCUGAAGUAUCAGACUCUCCUCACUGGUCGGAAAAUGCCCUCCUCCCCAUGCUUCUCCCCAAUCUCCUUUCUACUCUCCUCCGGGUCAAAACGCUCUGCCUCCACUGCUCCGACCCUGCCUUUGUCCCCGGAAAGCUUCUGAUGCAGUCGGACCUCGACAUGGCCGCCGGCUGGCUCUCCAACCUGAUUAACCAACUUGACGUGCUCUGCCGCUCCGGCGUCCUCCGUAAGUCCACCGCAAUCGUCCUCUCCCACCCCUCCUCCACCUCAAUUCGGGAGGAUUUAGUCCUGUUUGUCAGAGACCUCUUCACUCGCCUCCAGAUCGGCGGCGUCGAGUUCAAGAUGAAGGCAUUGGAGUCACUCGUUCAGCUUCUCACCGAUUACGAGAAAUCUGCCACGGUUGUGGCUCAGGAAGGGAAUAUCGGAUGCUUAAUCAAUCUUAUGGACUCCAACGCCGAUCAUCCAAUUCGUGAGCAGGCCGUUAUCGCCGUUUCGAUGCUGGUUUCUGAUUGCGAUCUGGCGUGCAAGUGUGUGUUUGAAGAAGGCGGGUUGGGACCACUACUUAGGAUGCUCGAUUCCGAAUCGGUUGCCGUUAAGGAGAGGGCCGCCAUGGCUGUGGAGUGCAUCACAAGUGCUCGAGAAAAUGCAUGGGCGAUCUCAGCCUAUGGAGGAGUCCCUGCCCUAAUUGACCUCUGUAAAUCGAUGUCCGUUUCAGCACAAAUUCAUGGCGUCGGAGCAAUCCGAAACGUAUCAGUCAACGAAGAUGUUCGGAUUGCUUUAGCACAGGAAGGUGUUAUUCCCGUUUUGCUGCAAUUACUAAUCUCAGGCAAGGCCUCGGCCCAAAAUAAGGCGGCGAAUUGCUUGGCAAUCAUGGCUUCUUCUGGUGAAUAUUACUGCGAUUUGUUACUCAAUGAAAACGCGCUCCAGAUUUUGCUUCGAUUUUUGUUACAAGAAUCUUCAAAUUCGGAUACUUCCGGAUACGUUUUGCAGGCGAUUUAUUCUCUUUCAACUUUCGAUGAUUUAACAUCAAAACAUCUCGGAUCAUCAUCCAACUUUAUCAUCAAAUUAGCAGAUCUUAUCAAGCACGGAAACCUCAUGACACAGUACACCUCUGCUUCAUUGCUUGCGAAUCUGGAGAUCAGUGACAGGGACAAGAGGGAAAUUUCUGGUUGUAUGUAUGGACUGGUGAAGUUAAUGGAUUCUUCCAAGCCCGAUGGGAUGCAGGAGAUAGCGACAAAUGCAUUGGUCUCCUUGUUGACCGCAAAGUCAAACCGUGAGGGAUUUGUUAGGGAUGAAAAGAGUUUAAUGAAGCUUUCUCAGAUGCUGGAUCCGGAGAACGAUUUGGUGUCGAAGAAGUUUCCGGUGGCGGUGGUGUCAGCAAUCAUGGCAGGAUGGUGGAGCAAGGGCCGCCGGAAGAUGCUCGUGGCGGCCGGAGUUAAUGCACAUUUGCAGAGGCUCUCGGAGAUGGAGAUCGUUGGGGCCAAAAAGGCAUUACAGAGACUCUCAGGGAGCAGAUUGAAAAAAAUAUUUACCCGGUUUCAAUCAUGUUUACCCGGGUAUGAAGGAGUAAAUGGAGGGGGAGUAUAAAAAUAAAAUAAAAAAGCUUCCAACUAACACUUCCCAAGAGAGGUCAUUGUUUCAUAGAUGAUGAAAAAUUGAUAGUUCAACUAGAAAUUACUGUUUCCUUCAACCCCAUUUCUUUGUGAUAAAAAAGGAAUAUGUAAAGCUCUUCCUUAAUGAGAUUAUGGUUAUGUUUGGCAACUUCUGUCUUUUAUGUUCAAGUCUCUAAAAACUUUUAAUGUAUGUAAUGACACUUUUUA